This is a messenger RNA of Lachancea fermentati, 2817 nucleotides long. The record is from the annotation of a GenBank genome assembly. Lineage: Eukaryota; Fungi; Ascomycota; Saccharomycetes; Saccharomycetales; Saccharomycetaceae.
AUGGUUAAGUCUUAUCAGCGGUUCGAGCAGAACUCUGUAUUUGGUGUUAUUGCUAGCAAUACAAACUCUGUAUGGAUUGCACCCGAGAAUAAGACCUCAUCUGGACAAAUAUUGACAGGUGCUCUGGAAAAUGUCAAUCAUUGGGAUAUCAAGACGGGGGAAUUACUCGGGACGCUAUCAGAUGGUUUACCACCAGGUGCUGCUGACGCAAAGUCCACAAAGCCUGCUGAAUCUACGUACAUGAAAUACCAUUCAGAUACCAACCUUUUGGCCGUGGGAUAUGCAGACGGUGUUAUCAAAGUAUGGGACUUAAUCUCAAGGUCUGUUUUGAUGAACUUAAAUGGGCAUAGAUCAGCGAUUACCGUUUUAAAGUUUGAUAGUACUGGUACUAGGCUCAUUUCUGGUUCAAGAGACUCAGACAUAAUUGUAUGGGAUUUGGUAGGCGAGGUGGGACUCUACAAACUGCGGUCCCACAAGGAUUCCAUAACAGGACUGUGGUGUGAAGGAGAGGAAUGGUUGAUCAGUAGCUCAAAAGAUGGUUUAAUUAAGAUUUGGGAUUUGAAAACCCAACAGUGCGUAGAAACACACAUGGCACAUGUAGGGGAAUGCUGGAGCUUCGGUGUGCAUAACGAUCUAUUAAUCACAACAAGUGCCGAAACUCAAAUAAAGAUUUGGCAAUUAGACUAUGAAAGGCAAGCUGGCUCUAAACUGCUAGAGAAGGGUACUUACGACAAGCAAAGCAAACAAAGAGGUGUGUCAGUCGAAUUCACCACUACUAGCGACGGUGUUGCAUUUUUUUUCAUCCAGAACGCCGAUAGAACAACAGAAAUAUUCAGAGUUAGAACUCAAGAAGAGAUAUCGAAAGCCAUCAAGAAGAGAGAAAAAAGAUUAGCCGAGAAAGGGAUGACCAAAGAGGAAAUCCAAGAGAAUAUCGAAAAAUCCCAUGUCGCUUUCAUAAUGCAUUCAUUCCAAACUCUCAGAUCUAUGUUUAAGAUUAGAUCAGUCUGUUGGGCUAUAACAACACCCUCGAAAUUAGAAUUAGUUGUUACUACUUCCAGUAAUACUAUUGAGUACUACUCAAUCCCUUAUCAGAAGAGAGAUCCUCUUCAUCCUGCCCCAAUCAAGCUAUACACCAUAGAUCUCCCAGGUCACAGAACAGACGUCAGAAGUAUUGAUAUCAGCGAUGAUAACAAGCUAUUAGCAACUUCUUCCAACGGAACGUUGAAAAUCUGGAAUACAAAGACUCACAACUGCAUUCGGACUUUCGAGUGUGGUUAUGCGUUAACUUGUAAAUUUCUGCCAGGCGGCACAUUAGUCAUCUUAGGUACAAGGGCAGGUGAGCUUCAGCUAUUUGAUCUCGCCUCUUCAACCAUGCUUGAGAACAAAGAAGGCGCCCAUGAUGGUGCCAUUUGGUCGCUUGAUCUUACAAGUGAUGGAAAAAGACUGGUCACAGGAUCGGCGGACAAAACUGUAAGAUUUUGGGAUUUCCAAAUUGAGAAAGAAUUAGUUCCGGGGACCGUCGAUAAAUUCGUUCCAAAGCUUAAGGUUUUCCAUGACACUACUUUGGAAUUGGAUGAUGAUAUCUUGGCAGUAAAAAUAUCUCCUGAUGACAAGUUUCUGGCAGUCUCUCUUUUGGAUAAUACAGUCAAAGUUUUUUUUCUGGACUCAAUGAAGUUCUUCUUGAGUUUGUAUGGGCAUAAGCUGCCAGUAUUAUCAGUGGACAUUUCGUUUGACUCUAAACUGCUUAUCACAUCAUCAGCGGAUAAAAACAUAAAGGUGUGGGGUCUUGAUUUCGGUGAUUGUCACAAAUCCUUGUUCGCCCACAAUGAUUCUAUCAUGAAUGUCAAGUUUUUACCUGAGUCGCACAAUUUCUUUAGUUGCAGCAAGGAUGGAUUUGUUAAGUAUUGGGAUGGUGAUAAAUUUGAGUGUAUUCAAAAGCUUGCUGCUCAUCAAAGUGAAGUUUGGUCACUAGCUAUCUCAAAUGAUUCCGGAUUUGUAAUUUCCACAUCUCAUGACCAUAGUAUUAGAAUUUGGGAAGAAACAGAGGACCAAGUAUUCCUAGAAGAAGAAAGAGAAAAGGAAAUGGAUGAACAGUAUGAAAAUACCUUGUUAAACUCUUUAGAGGAUACAGAGGAAAAUCUAAAUCACGCAGAUUCCGAUGAGAACGCCGAUGAAGAUGUCGACAAGGCUUUAGAAGUCCACAAACAAACUGUAGAAUCUUUGAAGGCAAGUGAGAAACUUAUGGAUGCUCUUGACCUGGGUAUGACAGAAAUUGAAAACCUUGAAAAAUAUGAUCUGGAGUUCAAACAAUGGCAGAAAAAGCGUUCAAACGAACCUCCAGUUAAACCUCAAGCUAAUGGUGUACUUGUUGCCAUGAAUAAAACUCCGGUCGAGUAUAUUAUGGAAAUACUAGUAAGAAUCAAACCUUCCCAACUCGAGGAUGCUCUGCUGGUUCUCCCUUUUUCCUACGUGCUGAAAUUCCUCAGAUUCAUUGAUUUGGUCAUCAAAGAUCAAAACAUAGCCAGUAAUCACUUACCGCUAAUUUGCCGCAACUUGUUUUUCCUUAUCAAAUCCAAUCAUAAUGAAUUGGUGUCGCAGAAAAACGAGGAACUUAAGAUGCAGAUCGAUAGAGUAAAAAUUGCACUUCGAAAUGCUCUAAAGUCCAAGGCAGAUGACUUGGGCUUUAACAUUCAAGGUCUCAAGUUCAUCAAACAACAAUGGAACAUGAAACACAGCUAUGAAUUCGUUGAUGAAUAUGACCAAAAAAUGCAACAAGAAAAGCUUGCCAAAAAAAGAGUUUUCGAAACUCUGUCGUGA